Cornus florida is the source of this 1263-nucleotide messenger RNA. RefSeq names its product bet1-like SNARE 1-2. The transcript has 6 exons. Bases 356 to 754 code for a protein of 132 amino acids. The record is from RefSeq and is a predicted model, not a curated record. Lineage: Eukaryota; Viridiplantae; Streptophyta; Magnoliopsida; Cornales; Cornaceae.
UAUUUUAGGGAUUUCGCUUACCCGGAUUGCUCCCAUCCAUGUCGUUUCCUCUCCUUUAUAUACUUUUCUUCAAAUUUGUUUGAUUUUCACCACCUUUAACCGCACUUCUCUUUUCCAUUUUAAUUUAUUUUUUGGAACUUAUUCUUUUCAAUAUUCAAAAUCAUUGAUUUGUUUAUUCGUUCCUUUGUUCUGUUUAUUUGUUUCAUUUUUUUCUUAAAAAAAUUUCUUCUAGCGCUAGUUCAUUGGUAUCUUUUUGUUUCAAAGAAGCAAAAGAUCUCGUAGCUGAAACGAAUUUAUCGUCAGUUUAUAGUCUCAGAAACGGAAUAAAAGGCUGAAGCAGUGAAUUGCGUAUGCCAUGAGUUACCGAAGGGAGCACCGUGCCUCCAGAGCUUCACUCUUCGAUAGCUUGGAUGGCAUUGAGGAGGGUGGGCUUCGGGCUUCUUCCUCUUACUACCCACUUGAUGAUCAUGGAAAUGACAAAGCUAUGGACAGCUUGCAAGACAGAGUCAUCUUUCUAAAAAGAUUAACAGGAGAUAUACAUGAGGAGGUGGAAAGUCAUAAUAGAAUGCUGGACCGGGUGGGCAAUGGCAUGGAUGCAUCUAGGGGAAUCAUGUCAGGAACUAUGGAUCGGUUCAAGAUGGUAUUUGAGAAGAAAUCAAGUAGGAGAACGUGUAUACUUGUGGCAUCUUUUGUGAUUUCUUUCUUUAUCAUUAUUUAUUUAUUUAGGGUCUUCAGAUACUUCAUGUUUGGUUAAAUAAAAUUGUGAAGCGUGAAGCUCCUCACCUGCAGAAAUCUUAGUAACUGAGAAGCUGGGUGAUAUAUAGAAUUAUACUGCUAUGCUUAUGUGUUCAACAGAUGACUUAUCUUUUGCUUUUAUGGGAAAGGUGCCAGGGAAGGGUCAUGGUUUCAGAGAAGAUAUGUUGGAGAUCAUUGCUGAAAGUUAGGAUUUUUAUGCUUAACUGGAUUGUUGAUGAUUGCUGGUCCGCAGCAUCUAUUUGAUUGUGUAUCUUAAGGAAAUUCCUGCAACAUUCUGCUAGGGGAUGUUCCAUAUUAAAACUUUUUUCCAAUACAAGACAUUCUUGUGCAGAUUUGGCGGUGUCUUUCUAUUAUUAUGUGGGAAAAGAGGAGUUUGAGCGUCUCUCUUUGGUAAGGGGACUAAUAAGAAAUGGAGUUUCUGUAUUGCUAUGGGUUCUUAAACUUACAAACAGGUUAUUUCUCCGACAAUAUUCUUGCCUUGGGCUUUCUAAUUGUUUCAUUCUUCUA